AUAAAAAAUAAAGAGUUGUGUUAACGGGCAGUUUUACACACACCUCAAAAUAAAAUACAACUAAAUUUCCAUUAAAUACUACUCCUUAUCUCUUCAUUGUCUUACAACCACAAGCUAGCGAACACACACACAGAAUUUAGCACUGUAUAGAUCGAUCGAGCUAGAAACUAUGGAACAAGGGUCACAAGUUCCUCAUGUUAUCAUCUUUCCACUUCCAGCACUGGGACCUGUUAACUCCACGCUCAAGCUAGCUGAGCUUCUUUCACUUGCUGGACUCAACAUCACCUUCCUCAACACCGAUUUCAACCACGAUCGCCUUGUCCUUCACUCCAAUAUUCUAGACCGUUUUGCUUCUUUUCCUGGGUUCCAAUUCAAGACCAUCUCUGAUGGACUUCCAGCUGACCACCCAAGAGCUGGUGAUCGAUUCAUGGAAUUGUUUGAUUCCUUUAAAUUGGUUACGAAGCCACUGUUUAGAGAGAUGCUGUGUUCGGGUCAGUUGAACUCAGUUACUGGAGAUUCAGUGACUUGUAUCAUAGCCGAUGGGAUCUUGAGCUUUCCUAUUGAUGUUGGGCAUGAGCUUGGCAUUCCAGUCAUUUCCAUACGUACCAUCAGUGCUUGCUCCUUCUGGGCUUUCUUCUCUAUUCAAGAUAUAAUAGAAGCUGGAGAGCUUCCCAGUAGAGGACAUGAAGACAUGGAUCGUCUUAUAACAAGUGUGCCAGGCAUGGAAACUUUUCUCCGACUCCGAGACUUACCUAGUAUUUGUCGAACCAACAACUUAGAAGACCCAAAUCUCCAACAUAAUGCAUACGCUAAUAGACAAUCUGUUCAAGCCCAAGGACUCAUACUCAACACGUUUGAAGAUCUAGAAGGACCUAUACUCUCCCACAUACGAUCUCAAUGUCCCAAGGUCUAUACCCUUGGACCCCUACACACAUUCUUGAAAUUUAGGCUUGAAUCUGAAAAUGCCUUAUUGCAAUCUCUGGCUCCAAAUAGCAUAUACAAAGUGGACAAAAGCUGCAUCGAAUGGCUCAAUGCUCAACCUUUGAAGUCUGUAAUCUACGUAAGCUUUGGAAGCAUUACAAUCUUGACAAGAGACGAGCUAAUGGAGUUUUGGUAUGGUUUGGUUAAUAGUAAGAAGCGCUUCUUAUGGGUAAUACGACCCGAUUUGGUGACCCAAAAAGAUGAUGAAGGUCAAAUUCCUAUGGAGUUACUAGAAGGGACAAAGGACAUAGGUUAUAUAGUGGGUUGGGCCCCACAAGAAGAGGUUUUGGCCCACCAAGCCGUAGGUGGGUUUUUGACACAUAGUGGGUGGAACUCAACCUUAGAGAGCAUAGUAGCAGGAGUGCCCAUGAUUUGUUGGUCUUACUUUUAUGAUCAGCAAGUGAAUAGCAGGUUUGUGAGUGAGGUUUGGAAAUUGGGGAUGGACAUGAAGGAUGUGUGUGAUAGAGUCAUUAUAGAAAAAAUGGUGAAUGAUUUGAUGGGGGAGAAGAGUGAGGUGUUCAUGAAAUCAACAGUUGAGAUGGCUAGAUUGGCAAGCGAAAGUGUGAGUGAAGGUGGGUCUUCAUAUUGUAAUUUCAACCGUUUGAUCGAGGAUAUAAGACUAAUGAGCAUGACUGCAAUAAAAUAAUCUGAGCUUGAGUCUACUUCUUGGAAUUCAAGUUCAUCCAAUGUGUAAUUGUGUUAUAUGACUAUGUUUUAAUUAGAUUGCUUACUAUGGGAUAUUCGAUAUGAUAGGUUUUUCCACAACCCGUAUUUGUAAUUUAAAA
Messenger RNA from Quercus lobata, 1766 nucleotides. RefSeq names its product 7-deoxyloganetic acid glucosyltransferase-like. Lineage: Eukaryota; Viridiplantae; Streptophyta; Magnoliopsida; Fagales; Fagaceae. The record is from RefSeq and is a predicted model, not a curated record. Bases 170 to 1627 code for a protein of 485 amino acids. The transcript is spliced from 2 exons. Gene Ontology annotation, molecular function: quercetin 3-O-glucosyltransferase activity; quercetin 7-O-glucosyltransferase activity.